Molecule: messenger RNA, 4266 nt
Organism: Polyodon spathula (Mississippi paddlefish)
Lineage: Eukaryota; Metazoa; Chordata; Actinopteri; Acipenseriformes; Polyodontidae
Product: protein ABHD8-like
Exons: 6
Coding region: 376-1671 (431 amino acids)
Molecular function (GO): catalytic activity
Source: RefSeq, a predicted model, not a curated record
UGCAGAGCUCUAUGGGUUCCCAAUACAAGGGCAAAGGGAUAGGUGCAGAGAUUCGGGCAUCUAGCCGCUACACCUGUCCCAGGAUGGCACCUGCAGCAGCACUGUGCACAGUGUCGCUGCUAAUCGGCAGUGCGAUGCCCACACCGCCGCCCACCUCAGAUUUAAAAAUGUAAUGCAUACGGGAGAGGAAGCCAGCAAGGAUAUAGCGGCAGAUUCCAACUAACCACAUAAUUGGAUUGGCUGAUAUGCUGGUGACUACUGGUGUUGUUUGCAAGAACCUGGAAAAAAAAAAAAAAAAAAAAAAAAGACGUGCAAUAUUUCUCAAAAUAUCUAUUUGUUCGACAGAUUUGCUUGUAAAAUACACGAGGUAGAGCCAUGCUGACCAGCAUCACAGAGGGGAUCCUGUGCUGUUUGACGGGGAAGUCUGCCAACACGGUGGCACCUCUUGAGAACUCAGAGCCGGGGGACGGGUUCGAGUUCGUGGAGGUGAAGCCGGGCCGGGUGCUACGGGUCCGACACAUCGUCCCGGACCGCGGGGGCUGUGAGAUCUCGGGGGAGGAGGAGCAGAGGCCUGGCCGAGGGGUCGUGCACUGCAAGCGGAAGAUCACAGUCUACCGCAACGGACAGCUGGUCAUCGAGAACCUGGGGGACGUGGUGCGCUCGGAGAUCCUGCACUGCCAGAACGGCAACACGGAGCCCAGCAGCACGGUGGAGCUCUCCGAUUACAACAGCUCCGCUACCGAACCCAAGCCCUCGCACGGCGCCGAAGCCCAGCCUCCACCCGCCGGGGAGCGGCGGCGCAAACGCAGGCCCAAGCGCACCGUGGUGAUCGACUGCGACAGGAAGAUCUCCAGCUGCAAGGGCACCCACUCGGACGUGGCCCUCUUCUUCAUCCACGGCGUGGGCGGCUCGCUGGACAUCUGGGGCAGCCAGCUGGACUUCUUCUCCCGGCUGGGCUACAGGGUCAUCGCUCCCGACCUGGCCGGGCACGGAGCCAGCACCGCCCCCCUGAUCGCGGCCGCCUACACCUUCUACACCCUGGCCGAGGACAUGCGGGCCAUCUUCAAGCGAUACGCCCGGAAACGCAACAUCCUCAUCGGACACUCCUAUGGGGUGUCGUUCUGUACCUUCCUUGCCCACGAGUACCCAGAUCAGGUCCACAAGGUGGUGAUGGUGAAUGGCGGCGGUCCGACGGCUCUGGAGCCCAGCCUCUGCUCCAUCUUCAACCUCCCCACCUGUGUGCUGCACUGCCUCACCCCCUGCCUGGCCUGGAGCUUCCUCAAGGCGGGGUUCGCGCGUCAAGGUGCCAAAGAGAAGCAGCUGCUGAAGGAGGGCAACGCCUUCAACGUGUCGUCCUUCGUGCUGCGGGCCAUGAUGAGCGGUCAGUACUGGCCAGAGGGGGACGAGGUGUACCAUGCAGAACUGACCGUGCCCAUCCUGCUCGUGCAUGGCAUGCAUGACAAGUUUGUGCCCAUUGAGGAGGACCAGCGCAUGGCAGAGAUCCUGCUGAUAGCCUUCCUGAAGGUGAUUGACGAGGGCAGCCACAUGGUGAUGAUGGAGUGCCCUGAGACAGUGAACACCCUCCUGCAUGAGUUCUUCCUGUGGGAGCCUGACCUGCCCAGCGAGGUCCCUGCCGCCCAGGACUCCCCGCCCUCGCAGGACAACAAGUAGAACAACCAGGACCUUUCCAACCCCAACCAAACCAAGGGCUUGAUCGCCAGCUGGCUGCGGACGUGCCUGUCCGCGGGCUGAGAGCUGUUUUUAGCGCUGACGGGGCUGUGAGCUCCCGGGUGGAGCCAGGCCCAGCGUCUCGGACUCUGCGAGAGAGAAGCAGGGAAGGAAGAGAAUCAAAGGCAGAUAAAACGAAAAGCAAAAGAAAAAAGGUGGUUUAUUUAUUCACCGUAAUCAUUUAUAAUAAGAACACGGGAUUCCGGAAUAGUCAGAACACUCUGGAACCAAGGGUUUCGAGUGUUCUGACCGCGCCCCUAACUUGCUAAUACAAUUGUAUAACCCUGUUUAUUUCAGGACGACACUUUACCCAGUAACAUCCUGCUGUGGCUUUGGAUGAAUUGUGUCUGGGUAGGUUCUGAGCAGCUGUUGUGGGAGGUGAUGGCUAGACUGGAGUUGUGGUAGUGAGUAAUGAUGUGAGGUGCUAUUGUAAUAAUAAUAAAAUGUGAACUGUUAAAAAGGCUGACACCCUCAGUAAAUAGUAUAUAGGGAACACUGAUCCAGCGUACAGGUUUGGGGAAAGGGGUACCUUGUUCACCCCCUUCAUCCUACAAAGGAGUCCCAAGUCAGGCAGCCAUGCAAGGACUUACCCUGAUAUGGACAUGAGCAAACAUGUCACAGCAGUCAUCUCAAUGGAAUAUUAUAAUGGAUUUAUUAGUGUGUGUAGCUGUAUUAUACUGUACAGCAAACCAAGGCCAGCUAAUUAAUGCGCUUGGCAGACACUGGAUUCUAAGGAGAGAGGCUCUGCCAGUCCGAAAGAGGUCUCAGGAAUGCUGAGGAAACCCAAACAGGUCCUCAGCAGUAAUCCUUGUGGAACUCAAGGAUUCGGAAGAUGUCCGACAAUAACCCAGCACGGGAUAAAUAAAACCAAUCCAGCCACAAUCCUCUUGAUCUGAUCCAUAAAUAGUAAAAAAAUUAAUAAAUAAGCCACGAUAGGUCGGCAAGCCUUGGCGUGACAGGAAGACACAGGAAGUUUGGUCCCUUCCGUUUUUACAGGCGCUAUUCCGAAAAACCAGAACGAGAUUGCGAGUGUCGGCUCUGAAUUAUUUAUUAAAAUCCGCAUCGGUGUUGUUUGUGCCGGGUUUGUGAUUCAAAUUCUUUGUUUUAUAUUAAAAAAAUAAUAAUAACGUAAAACAUAAAUAAGAAAAAACUGUCAGCCUAUAUACUGGAAGGGCCGCUGUGCUGAGCAGUGUCAGUGUAUUGUAUAUAGCUUUGCUUUUCCCUGCAGAUAUGCAAUGUCUCUCUCCUCCAAUGCAAUACUGAUAGACAGAGGGACGAGCAUUGCUUUGGAAGCCCUGAAUGGGUAUAUUACUAAUGUGACAGUACUUGUCUGUGGCAGACUGGCAGUGAAUGUGGUUGGUAGUUCAGUGUACAGUGGUGUCCAUGAAUCACCUUACAUUUAAUAUUUAUUUUUAACCAAAAAUGUUUCAUCACUGAUGAAUACGAAGCAAGCCUAUGACACCUUCACGCCAAGAUAAAAUCUGUAAGAUUUGCUGAACAAUCCUGUGAAAGCUGUACAAGGUGAUAUAUGCAUAGCUAACACUGUACAGCUUGUAAUAUUGGAAGGGUUGGGAUCAGUGCAUGCUUUUUUAUUUGCUGUCGCUUCCAGCUGCAAAGCAAUAAUGGAUGAACGAUCCAGCAUUGAUCCAACAAAUGUGGGAAGUUCCCCCAAAUUUGAACAUCAACUGUACAUACUUGUAAUGUCUUUCUAUAGCGUUGAUUCAGGAGCCCUACCUUACCUAGUGCUCCUUCUUUUUAUUGUGUGUCUCAAAGAGAAAUUGCAAUUUUAGUGAAGGAGAAAUCAGGAGUUGCAUAUUGCAUGGUUUACCACCGUAAAUUCGAAACUGUAUUUAGUACUUUCUCCAUUAAAAUGAUACAUCCUCACAUUAAGACAUUUAGGGUUUAUCGUACCAACCUGGAUUAAACUAGGAUUAGUUAGUCUGGGAUUAUGUUUUAAUCUUAGAUUAAGAAAUAUUUAACCUAUAUUUAAGGUUUUGUGCAUUAGGAUUAGACUAUAAUCCUUGAUUUAAUCUGGGUUAGUGCUUAAUCCACGUUGGUGCAGAUCGGCCCUUUAUAGAGAUUUGAUCAUUUUUAAUUCAAAACAUUCCACGAUCAGACAUCGAAUCUGUACGUACCUACCUAGUUUUUGGUGAUGUCUUUUAAAAUGCUAAAUUAGUGCUUCUGCUGACAACUGCAACUAAUCUUUUGGGCUAUGUUCGAUUGAACUCUGAUUCCCUGUCCUCUUGCUAAAGAGAACACUGCAAUCACUCCCUGGAGACAACUGACGAGUGAGUGAAACUGGGUCCCAGUGGGAACCCAGCCGUGGUGGUCUAGCCCUGUAACAUGCAUUUGGUUUCUGCUUUAUUUGUGCAAAAUGUCAGUAAUCCACUGUGGUGCCCCUGUGUGGUGGAAACAUGUAAAUGUCUGUAGCAAUUACUCAGAAAUAAUACUUAAUUCAUUCUAAAUACUUAAAAUCUCAACAACUUGUGCAAUGUGGAUUAGUGCCAUUUCCAGCAGUAAAAUAAAGUAUAUAUUCUC